CCAGCAUCCAGGAUGUCCACACAGAGCACGUACCCGCUGGAGCCCGAGGCCUCGCAGCUGCAGCCGGAGACCCCAAAGGCCCCAGGCCACCAGCGGCGUCAUACGCUUCCCGCCAACGAGUUCCGCUGCCUCACCCCGGAGGAUGCUGCCAGCGUGUUUGAGAUUGAGCGUGAAGCCUUCAUCUCUGUCCUGGGCAUCUGCCCCUUGUAUCUGGAGGAGAUCAAGCACUUCCUGACCCUGUGUCCAGAGCUGUCCAUGGGCUGGUUCCAGGAGGGCCGCCUUGUGGCUUUCAUCAUCGGCUCGCUUUGGGACCAGGAGAGACUCACUCAGGAGUCGAUGACGCUGCACCGGCCCGGGGGCCACACCGCCCACCUACGCGCCCUGGCCGUGCACCACACUUUCCGGGGACAAGGCAAGGGCUCCAUCCUGAUGUGGCGGUUCCUGCACCACCUGGGGAGGCAGCCAGCAGUGCGCCGGGCCGUGCUCAUGUGUGAGGAUGCGCUGGUGCCCUUCUACCAGAAAUUCGGCUUCCGCCUCGUGGGCCCAUGCGCCAUCACCCUGGGCUCGCUCACCUUCAAUGAGCUGCAGCGCUCCAUGUGGGACCAUGCCUCCCGGCGUAGGAACAGCGGCUCCUGAUGUCACUGCUCCCCGCACCCCCCCCCCAACCUGGGGGCUCCCACCCGGCCCCAAUUUCCCGUUCUCUCCCCAACCCAGCUGCCCAGCAAGCUUCGGUGAUACACUUCCCAGCCUAUCCUUGUGAGGCU
This is a messenger RNA of Lynx canadensis (Canada lynx), 764 nucleotides long. RefSeq names its product aralkylamine N-acetyltransferase (gene AANAT). Gene Ontology annotation, biological process: response to light stimulus; circadian rhythm; melatonin biosynthetic process. Gene Ontology annotation, molecular function: aralkylamine N-acetyltransferase activity. The transcript is spliced from 3 exons. Lineage: Eukaryota; Metazoa; Chordata; Mammalia; Carnivora; Felidae. The record is from RefSeq and is a predicted model, not a curated record. Gene Ontology annotation, cellular component: cytoplasm. The coding region runs from base 13 to 636 and encodes 207 amino acids.